AUCCACCCGAUGAUGAGCUAUAUGAGUUCCUUCUUGGACUGACCAAGUAUUCGCUCACUGUUCCGGAGAAGCUUGUCCAUUUCCAAAUAAAAUUUAAUGUCAAAAUUGGCAUUCGAAAGCCAGGGAUUCCACAGGAAGAGAUUGAAGCAGCUGUUGUCAGGGAGAUCACAAGUGAUACCAACCAGAUGAAAGGUCCAGUUGCACUGAAAGAAAGUCUCAAAAACAAGUUGAUUCUUGUCCUGAGAGAAAGAGUUCAUGCGAUAAUGCUACAGCAUGCACCUGAGGGUUUCAACCACUUUGGGCCAUUUCAGGAGAUAUCUGCUGAUGGACACGAAAAGUUAAACCAGCAAGCCCUCAACAUGGGAGAUCUUAAUAUCCCAAUCUACACUUACAAGGACAAAUGGUCUGGUAUGAUCCUGAAGUUCUGUACUCUGGCACUGUUGGGCAUCUCUAUCUUGACUUGGUCCAGGAGUGAGAUGGGAUCAGAGAUUGGGUGGCAGGCAACAAUCCAAUCAAUUUUCAGAGAGUUUUAUGCCCCUACAAUUGACAUGGAAGUUUUCCCCCCUUUCAUCACAAUUCCAAGCACACGGAACACUGUGAUUGAAAGCCUUUGGCGGUGGCUGCACGAGAAGACAGGUUUUAACUUGAAGGACACGAUUCUGAUUGUAAGCCUGCCCCACCCCCAGGAAACAGACCCACUUACCCAUGAGUAUAGUGAUCUGUUCUAUUGGAUAUUCAUCCCACUCAUUCAGGAAGAACUUAAUUGGUUCCGCGAUUAUUGGAACAAUCAUAGGAUACGAAAGCAAGCUCGCAAGACAACACCAUCCGGUCACAGUCCUGCCGAUGCACUCCGCCAUCCAUCCUUAUUUCGAGGAACAUUGUGCCUAACCCGUAUUCCUGAAGAAGCACAAACUGACAUGCGCAAGAUUCCUGAUGAGGAAGUCGGACCACGCGAGCAGUAUCUCUCUUGGUAUAGUGAAGAUUUUCACAGGGCUGCCUCAGCUGUGUACGAGGCAAUUGGCUCUCCUAGAUUUUCGUUGACCAAUGCAUAGGAUAUUUUCACAGCAAUGGUACAGGAAAUGACACCGUAGGAAUAGCUAGUACUCCCCUCAUAGCUUUAUUCUACAUUUUUCCUAUUAAUCGCUGCACGCCUGAAUAGAGGCCUAGUCAUUCUGCUAACUCGCCCAACUCGCCCGACUCGCCCGACUCACUUGACUCGAAAAGUGACAUGGCGUGGUCCGUGACGCGGCAUAUGGUGUGACGUGGACAAGCGCUGGACUUCCCGUACGCUCGCACGGGAAAAUGAACCUCGGACUUCCCACGCACCGUACAC
Molecule: messenger RNA, 1333 nt
Organism: Macrolepiota fuliginosa MF-IS2
Lineage: Eukaryota; Fungi; Basidiomycota; Agaricomycetes; Agaricales; Agaricaceae
Source: the annotation of a GenBank genome assembly